GUAUUUUAGCCCUCUCAAUUAGGGUUGAAGUGACGAGGAUGGAAUUCCAUCUCACAAUCAGAACCAUGCUACUCACCCCCAAGCUGAGGUUCUCAUAUCUACCAAGCCAUUUUCAUUACACCAAACUUCGGAUUUUCUCUUCUUCUUCUCCUUCUCCUCCUCCUCCUUUGCGAUUCUCUCCUUGGUCUGGUCUCCAAAGCUGGAGAGAGAGCCCACUGAACGAGGACCGGUUUUGGGGACCCAAUGGUCCGCAGCCUCUGUUACACUCCCGACAUUCUUCCUCCGAUACUGACGCCCCCAACACGCCGGCCCCUCUUGAAGCUUCCGGUUCCUCUCUUGCAGAGCUUGGUUCUCUGGUUCUGUCCACCAGUGACCCUCUUACCAAAUCCAAGUUAUCUCAAUUGGCUUUCUCCAGGUGGCGCUAUGAGAAUCUGCCAAUUGGACUCUGCCACCCUCCUUCUCGACCUGCUCGCCCUCCUAACCCUCAAUUGGUUUCUCCAAAGGAUGUUCCCGACCCCAAAAAGUCUGGCCUGCCUCUUAAUGCUUAUCUGCUUCAUAACCUGGCUCAUGUGGAGCUCAAUGCAAUUGAUUUGGCAUGGGAUACUGUUGUACGAUUUUCACCCUUCUAUGAUAUUCUUGGGGAGGAAUUCUUUGCCGACUUUGCUCAUGUUGCUGAUGAUGAGAGCCGUCAUUUUGCCUGGUGUUCACAAAGGCUUGUUGAGCUUGGUUUCAAUUAUGGAGAUAUGCCUGCUCAUAACUUACUUUGGAGAGAAUGUGAGAAAUCAUCAGAUAAUGUUGCUGCACGUUUGGCUGCCAUUCCAUUAGUACAGGAGGCUAGGGGCCUUGAUGCCGGGCCACGCUUGGUCCAAAAAAUGAUUGGUUUUGGGGAUCACAGGACAUCUAGCAUUGUAGCUAGGAUUGCUGAAGAGGAAAUAGCACAUGUAGCUGUUGGUGUAUACUGGUUUAUGUCCGUCUGCCAUAAAAUGAAUCGUGCCCCAUGCUCCACAUUUAAAGAUUUAUUACAAGAGUAUAAUUUGGAGCUGAAAGGGCCAUUUAAUUAUUCAGCUCGAGAUGAAGCAGGCAUUCCACGCGAAUGGUACGACUCAUCAUCAACAAAGAAAGAGCCUGAAGAGAAGCGGAAAAGUAGUCAGCAGCUUUCAGAGGUUUAUGAUAGGCUCGCUUGUAUCAUCUCCAUGGAGAGCGAGCAUUCGAGUAUAAAUAGACCUUCUCGAUGACUUUAUUUGAAUAGACACGGCAAUAUCAAGGGUACAUUUCUAUGAAGCUGUCCUGUUAGGUUUUGUGUAUUUGUUCUGAACUCUGUAAUUUGGUGUCCAGUUUUCCAUAUAAACUACUACGUCCAUGGACACGAAAGCUGUAGCAAACCAAGUAUUUUACAUUAUGCUUUUUGUACUCCCAAUUAGCUCUUUGUAUAGCCAUGCAAUUGUUGAACAACUUGUUCUUGAUAGUCUGAAGAUUUUAUUA
Messenger RNA from Hibiscus syriacus, 1482 nucleotides. RefSeq lists its product as uncharacterized. The record is from RefSeq and is a predicted model, not a curated record. NCBI's taxonomy places the organism in Eukaryota, Viridiplantae, Streptophyta, Magnoliopsida, Malvales, Malvaceae. The transcript is spliced from 7 exons. The coding region runs from base 39 to 1235 and encodes 398 amino acids.